This is a messenger RNA of Emericellopsis atlantica, 1889 nucleotides long. RefSeq lists its product as uncharacterized. Bases 240 to 1751 code for a protein of 503 amino acids. Lineage: Eukaryota; Fungi; Ascomycota; Sordariomycetes; Hypocreales; Bionectriaceae. Gene Ontology annotation, molecular function: LPPG:FO 2-phospho-L-lactate transferase activity. The record is from RefSeq and is a predicted model, not a curated record. The transcript has 2 exons.
GGAGGUCGCUUUGGAAGCAUCAUGAGGCUCGAGGCAUGCACAAUGGCAUAUGCAUCAAUGGGGGCGCAUGGAUCGUGCCUGCCUUCACUUUGCACUUUGACACUCUGGAAUGACUCAGCAGCAACCAUUACGUCUAUGCAGGGUAGGCAGUCCGCGGCACCCACACAAAUGCGGCCGCUCACUUUGAAGCUUUCCACACAUGACUCUAGGUUGGCGCGCUGACGUGCUCGCACGUCGCAAUGUCAAUAUCGGUUCGAGCUUCGCAGAGCGAGCUGCAGAUCCCUUCGACCGCAGCGGCCGAAGGGGUUCCCUCACCACGUCCAGCCGCCUCGCCCAGACGGCCACUCAGUCCGAACCCGCAGGCCAAGACUGGCAUCGUGAUCUUCUCCGGUGGCAGCGCCGCCAACAACCUCGUCGACGUAUUUGAGCACGUCAGGGAGGCCAACAAGUGCACACUGAGCUAUGUGAUCCCCAUAUCGGACAAUGGCGGCAGCACGAGCGAGAUCAUCCGCGUCUUUGGCGGGCCAGGCAUUGGAGACGUGAGGUCACGCCUGGUGCGGCUGAUCCCCAAGGAUGGAAGACAGGACACCAUCGCCAUCAAGCACUUCUUCAAUCAUCGCCUGCCAAAAGUGGCCGCCGACGCGAGGGCGGAGUGGUUUGAGAUACUCGAGGCCACCCAUCCCUUGUGGGACGACAUCUCAUCGCCCAAGAGAGAGCUCAUACGCUCGUACCUCAACAGUUUCAACCUCGAAGUCGUCAAGCGCAUGCGCCCAAGCAGCCGCUUUGACUUUUCCGGCGCGAGCAUCGGCAACCUCUUCCUGACGGGCGCGAGGCUCUUCACCGGCAGCUUCGAGGCCUCUAUCUACCUGUUGAGCUCGAUAUGCAGCGUGCCAGAUUGCAUAUCGGUGCUUCCCGCGAUCAACACCAACUUUGCUCACCACAUUGCGGCCGGUCUGGUAGAUGGGACCGUGAUCACUGGCCAAAACGACAUUUCCCACCCGAGCGAGCCCACGCGAGCCGUCCCCGGCACAGGCAUCAGCACGGGUGCACAGACACCCUUGCCACCGGCACACGACGAGACGGAGGAGCACGACAAGGUGGAGGACGCAAACCUCCCCGGCUCGCUGCCGGCGCUGAGACGCCCGGCGAUGGCCUUCUCCAAGGACGACGAGGAAGACCUGUCCUCACGGAUCGAUCGCAUAUGGUACAUCAACCCCUACGGUCAGGAGAUCCGUAUCCCCGCCAACCCGCGCGUCCUGGAAGCGCUGCGGGAGUCGAGUACCGUUAUCUACAGCAUCGGCUCCCUCUUCACAUCACUCACGCCCAACCUCGUUCUCAAGGGUGUAGGCGAGGCGAUAGCGAGCCCGCACAUUGGGAACAAGGUCCUCAUACUGAACGGCACCACGGACCGCGAGACAGGACCCUCGAGCGCGCCUUUUACGGGGCUUGACUUUAUCGCGACGAUUGCCAAUGCGUGUGCCGAUUCACGUGGUCUGCCGCGGCCGUCGCGGGAGGAGUACCAUCAAUAUGUCACGCACGUCAUCUACAUCGAGGGACCGACGGCGCCCAAGGUGGACAAGCAACAGUUGAGUCAAUUAUGUAUUGAUGCGACAAGGCUCUAUGGGCCCAGAGAUGAGGCUGGCCGUGGUGGUCGGUACGACGCCAAAGCCCUGCAGCAGGCGUUGGAGUCCAUCGUGGGCAGGAAAGACGCGCGCCCUGAUCGAAGCCGCCGCAACACUCUGGUCGGUUGAUGGAUGCCCUUUGCCUAACGCAUAGAGGAUCUCCUCCCUAGGCCGUGCCGUCCGUGGUUCCCCUUCAAGGCUCUUUCUUCUCCCACCCCCCCUCCUGCACCGCCCUAAUAAGCUAUGUCGCCAGCAUCAUGUACGCCA